AUUUCAGUUGCUUUCGAGCAAGCGACGCAAACGGUUCGUAAUUCGUGCGCUCUUUGCGAAAUAUUCUCAAACAAGGCAUAAUAACUCAAAAAUAUUCAAAGUCGCGCGUGCGUAGUGCGAGAGAGUUUAGUGCAGUUUUGAAAUAGUUGAACAACAUUGUGAAAUACUCGAAACUAAACUGAAUGAUGAGUGCAUAAAACACAAUCAAAUUGUAAACACAGCAAAUAAACAAAUUUUGAUAAAACUCAUCAAUUGAAACACUUUGGGAUUAGUUUCAAUUUGAACAAAAUAAAAACAAACGCUAACAAAAUGGUACGCAGCUUGGCUCAGUGGACAAAAACGUUGAGUUUUCCCUCACGUCUGUCGCCCAAUCGCAAUUCAAAGGAUUGCUCCACAUUGGCCAGCCCAAUGCCACCGCCAACGCCACCGCGCAACAAAACCAAAGGUCACAGCAAUUGCGCCACAUCGCGCUCCUCCUCAUCGACAGUGUCCUCUUCCCAUUCAUCGUCGGCUGCUUCACACAAUUCCCCAACGCCGGGAAGCAAUAGUAACAACAAUAACAACAACAAUAUGCCCAUAACGGAACUGGAACAGAUCAUCUAUCCCGGCCCCGAUCCAAAACAGAACAUCAUGGGUUCCCUGGUCUUUUGUAUACACCACAAGCAGGGCUGCAAAUGGUCUGAUGAACUGCGUAAACUUAAGGCACAUCUUAACACAUGCAAACAUGAUGCCACCCAGUGUCCCAACAAAUGUGGCGCACAAAUACCGCGCAUCAUGAUGACCGAUCACUUGCAAUACACUUGCACUAUGAGACGCACCCGAUGCGAGUUCUGCCAAAGCGAAUUCUCAGGAGCAGGUCUUGAGGAGCACAACGGCAGCUGUGGCCAGGAGCCGGUGUAUUGUGAGGCCAAGUGCGGACAGCGCGUGCUGCGCGGUCGCAUGUCACUCCACAAGUCCAAGGAUUGUGCCAAGCGUUUGCGUCGUUGUGCCCACUGUCAGCGUGAAUUCUCUGCGGACACGUUGCAGCUGCAUGCGGCACAAUGUCCGCGCACUCCACUCGCCUGCCCACAGCGCUGUGAUGCGGGUCCCAUUGCACGCGGCGAACUGGAGGCACAUCUGCGUGACGAGUGCCAAUCGCUGGCGGUGUCGUGCAGCUUCAAGGAAGCCGGCUGCCGUUUCAAGGGUCCCCGGCAGCUGCUCGAUGCGCAUCUAGAGAACAGCGCCGCCGCACACUUAUCCAUGAUGGUGGCGCUGAGUAGCCGACAAGGUCAGCAGAUACAGAUGCUCAAGUCUGCCGUCUCCAAGCUGUCCAUUAACUACACCGGCACGCUGCUGUGGAAGAUCACAGAUUGGUCGGCGAAAAUGUCCGAGGCACGCGGCAAGGAUGGCUUGGAGUUGGUAUCGCCACCUUUCUACACCUCUCAGUAUGGCUACAAGUUGCAGGCAUCGAUGUUCCUCAAUGGCAACGGCCCAGGGGAGAACACACACGUUUCGGUGUACAUUAAAGUGCUGCCCGGAGAAUAUGAUGCGCUACUGAAAUGGCCAUUCUCGCACUCCAUCACAUUUACGCUGUUCGAGCAAGGCGCUCAGAGUGGACAAGGCGGUGUGGCCGAAUCGUUUGUGCCCGAUCCCACCUGGGAAAACUUCCAGCGGCCAUCGAAUGAACCGGAUCAACUGGGUUUCGGAUUUCCACGCUUUAUCUCCCACGAGCUGCUGCACAGUCGCCCCUUCAUCAAAGGCGACACGGUCUUUCUGCGCGUCAAGGUCGAUCCCAGCAAAAUUGUGGCCGUCUAAAUAGAUAAAUGAUGAGCUGUAGUUGUAAGCACAUUUACUCGACUUACGUAAAUACUGUGUAUUUAAAUUGUGCGAGUAGAUUUAGGUUCGCCCUUCCCCUAGACUAGCUUAUAGUCUAAGCGUGUAUAUAGUAAGUAGCAUUGUCGGCUUCGGGCGUUGUUAGCCACAUGGUUCUAACUGGCCUUUGAAUGCCGACUGCCACGCCUACAGCGUAAUAGUCAUACUUUAUAUAGUUAUUUUGAUUAAGGGUCAUUUGCAGUGCUGGAAUUAAACCAAAGCAUACACACACAUAAUAAUAACACACCCCACAGACGGACUAAACAACUAAAUGUUCACAUUAGUAAUAGUAAUAGUACUAAUAAUAAACAUUAUAUAUAAAUAAAUUAACAGAAAUAGCUUAGCUCGUAAGCAAGUUCGUGUCUUAAGUCUUUCGAUAUAGAGUUUUAUAUUUGUAUUUUUUGUGUGCGCUCGUCUCACGUCACUUUCAAAAGAUCUUCAAAUUAGAUCAUACGUCAAUGGAAUAUUACAAAAAAUUAAAUAGAUUCUUAACUUGCAUGUACAUAGCAUAAACGUUAAUCAUUUUAGUUAAGUCGACAAAAACUGCAUUAGUCAUUAUUACCAUUAUGAACAAUUAACAUAACAAUCAACUUUCAAUAUAGUCACAUAAGCUUAUGUUUUAGAUCCAAGUCAAGUUUAUAAUCGUAAUAAAAACAUCAAUUACAAUACCCAUUAACCAAAUUGCGUUUGUUACUUAUUUUUGUUGGAAAACAAGGAUCUUGCAGUGGCUUUACUUAACUUAAUAAAUGAAAUGGAACUGACCUGAAAUAAUGGAUGAUGAAGGGUGAAUUGAGUUGUAUGAUGGAAUGUGUGUGUUUCAAUUUUAAUUGCUAAUAAGUGUGUGUUUUGACUAGGGAAAUCGUUUCUUAAGUAGACUCUCCAACUUGCGAAUG
Molecule: messenger RNA, 2744 nt
Organism: Drosophila sulfurigaster albostrigata
Lineage: Eukaryota; Metazoa; Arthropoda; Insecta; Diptera; Drosophilidae
Gene: Traf4
Product: TNF receptor-associated factor 4
Exons: 2
Coding region: 310-1794 (494 amino acids)
Biological process (GO): positive regulation of JNK cascade; regulation of canonical NF-kappaB signal transduction; regulation of apoptotic process
Cellular component (GO): plasma membrane signaling receptor complex
Molecular function (GO): zinc ion binding; protein binding
Source: RefSeq, a predicted model, not a curated record